Molecule: messenger RNA, 594 nt
Organism: Symbiodinium sp. CCMP2592
Lineage: Eukaryota; Dinophyceae; Suessiales; Symbiodiniaceae
Source: the annotation of a GenBank genome assembly
AUGGUUUAUCCCGCCUAUCACAGUUUUUCACAAACCUUCUCGAAUGGAAACACCGAGAUAAACAUGAACAUUGUCAAAUCUUCUACUCGCCUCUCUCAGAUGUUCUUCACCUUCAGCAACAGCAACAUCGACAACGACAACACCGCGGGAAACUACGACCGGAAGAAGUGGAAUUACUUUUUUCACCCUAUGGCUGUGACGAUCGACAACCUGGAAGGCGUCAUCGACAGCAACAGGCAAAUUUCGGCACAAAUCCAAAUAGCCAACAAGAAGUUCCCCGAGCAAGAAAUCACGAGCAUCGCCGAGUUUAUGUAUUUCUUACGAAGGGCCGUGAAUGUGAUGUCUCCGUAUUACGACGGUUUCAGCAUUGAUAUUUAUCGCUACGCCAACGACAAGUUCAUCGGAGGUAUAAAUUUCGAUAAACAGCCCGACGUUAAUUUUACUGGUUCCAACACGAAAAUGGGGUCUCUUAUAACUUUUAAAAUCAAAGGAGCCAACCAAAAUUUCGCCUUAGGUAUCGAACGUGUGUUCGUUACCAUGGUGAGCGAGCAUGUAUUCGAGCUCUCCGAAAGUGCCAGCACGGUUUUAGACUGA